Messenger RNA from Drepanopeziza brunnea f. sp. 'multigermtubi' MB_m1, 1524 nucleotides. RefSeq lists its product as uncharacterized. Lineage: Eukaryota; Fungi; Ascomycota; Leotiomycetes; Helotiales; Drepanopezizaceae. The record is from RefSeq and is a predicted model, not a curated record.
AUGAAGCAUUCGACGCCUGCGUCGCGUGCCGGAGAGUCGGCAGCCAAAAAGGCCAGCAACCUGACGAGCAACGCGAAGUAUCGGAAGAGGAACUCGUCUACGCCUUUGAAUGUCGAACCCGAUCAUUCCAAAAGUGGUCCUGCGCAAGGAGAGUACGAUCCACGCGAUCUGAGCUCUCCAAAGGUGGCAACCACACAGUCCCGGCCUCUCAACACCACCAGUCGAGACCACGCCCAGACCCCGCGCACCUUUUCCGCCACAACCAGAGACAAUGUUCGAAAGCUUCAAAGCUUACAUAUACGCUCUAUCUCCAUUGCAAGCUGUGAAAGCUUCGAAUCUGCAUUCUCAGGUCCCCACGACCGAUGCUACGAACUCUAUUCCACGAAUAGCCACGUUCAGCCUUUGACUGCAGAAAAUAAUCAUGAUACCGCUGCCGAGAAGCUUCGAUUUGAGGCUGAUCAGCUUAUAAAAGAAAAGGGGGAGCUUGAAAAGAAGGCAGAGGCUCUUGAAAACCGAGUUGAUGCAGUCGAACAAGACCGCAAAGCGGCCGCGGAAAGACAUCAGCUACACAUCGAUGAGCUGUCAGCAGAAAAGAGGGAUCUAGAGCUGAAAUUUUGUGAUCUCCAAGCUCAAAUUUCGUUGGCCAAGAUGUCAUCGGCUCAUGCGGAAACACUAGCAGAGAUAAAUGCUGCGCUGCAGCUGCUAUCCAAACGCGCAGCUGACCUGGACAAGUUUGCUGAACUCAAGAUUGGGUUCGAGCGAGAUCAAGAAUUACGCCAGCAAAAGGUGCAGGCUGUGGAAGAAAGGGCAGAGCAAUUGACCAAGGCUAACGCCAUAUACGCGGAGCAGGUGGCAAAACUUGAGCAGACAAUCGAGCGCCAAGCUCCCCUGGUUGAGAUUGGUGUUUCUGGGAGAAGGGUGUACUGGGAGCAAGCCAAAGAGCGCCGCGGAUACGAUGGCCGCUGGUAUCAAUACCGCGGCGCAGGAGUCUCCGAGAAGGGGAUAUUCUCUACCUUCAAAGGAAAGAUCUCGCGACCAGACGUUGCCGCAGAUACAUCUUUGUUCUUGCUAGGAAUCCUCCAUGACCCGGCCGACGAGGAAAUGUACCGGGAGAUCUACCAGGUAUCGGCAGCACAUAUAGAUAUCCAGCAGCAGCAGCUACUGCUGCUUGCAACCAACCCAGAGACACUCACCGAAAUCUUGACGAUGAAUGCGACGUUGCGGGACUUCGGGCGAUAUCGAGCUGAUGGAUCGACGCGAGAUUUUCACGACUCUGAUCAGUUCAAGCAAUUAGAACGUGAAUGCAAGGCUGCCUACGCUGUGAGACUCGCGCGGGCGAACCUCGCGGAAGGCGAUAUUGCGCAGUCUGAUAUUGUAAGGUUGAAGGCGAUCCAAGAGGCUUUCGACAAUGACCCUGAGACGGAAGAGACGAUGAACGCUCUGAGAGAGAUAUUCGAGCGGGCCCUGAAGUCUUUCGUGCGCGCUUCUGGAAGGCAGACUCGACGCGGACGCGCUGAUUCUUGA